Molecule: messenger RNA, 3084 nt
Organism: Puccinia triticina
Lineage: Eukaryota; Fungi; Basidiomycota; Pucciniomycetes; Pucciniales; Pucciniaceae
Exons: 4
Coding region: 1-3084 (1027 amino acids)
Molecular function (GO): protein binding
Source: RefSeq, a predicted model, not a curated record
AUGGCCAGCAGAACACGAACGACGGGGAAACGGCCAUGGCACAUUAUCACCCUCAGCACACUCCUACUCCCCCAGAACAGCCACCCGCAGACCAUCUCAACAAACAUGCCCCUGCCGCCCAUGGAAUGGAUCAAACUCAGCCCAGCAGGAACGACAUCCCCGCCCGCACUCAGCCACGGCUGUCUCAGCGGACCGACCUACAACGACCCCACAAGCAGUCUGCCCGGAUUCAACCAAGCAUUCCUCUUCGGCGGACGCUCGGCCGCAGGCACCGCCAACAACGGCCUCUUCAUCCUCGACUACGCCUCAGACACCCCGCGAUGGUCCCAGCCAGCCCCAACCACCUCCACCAUCUUCACAUCCUCCCCUCAGCCCCGCUCCCACCUCCUCUGCGGCUGGGACAGCGCGAGCAACUUCCGCAACCAACUCAACAUCUACGGCGGCCGAUCCGAGGACGGCCAGCCCCUGGGCGACUUCUGGUACUACGAUCCAACCAACCGGUUCUGGGCUCAGCCCAAAGACCUCCAGCCCACCGACCAUCCCCCCAACUACGGCGCCCUCGGGGGCAUCGAUCCGAGCUAUCUGCCCGCCCCUCCAGGCACGUCCAACGCGAUCAUCUAUCUCGGCGGCGCCAACGGGAGCCAUGCCACCAACACCCUCACUCCCUCCGCCCUCUCCAUCGAUGGCCAACUCGGCAGUAACACCAACACCAUCACCGUCAACCUCACCUCCCUCGCACCCGCUCUCACCGGCAAUCCCGCAGCCAAUAACCUCUACAACGGCCGCUGGGGCGCAACGGGUACCAUCAUGCCUGGUUCAAAACUGGUUGUAUUCUCUGGCUGUAAUGACGAUCCAGGGAACGAGUUCCGGGAGACGGUUGACCCGAGCUGUUCGCUGACGAAUGGCGGCAUCCUGUCCUUCGAGUCGGGCUUCACGGCCUCCCAACUCCCCACGCGCCCGACCCCGCCGCGGAGCUCGUGGGCGGCGUUCAACUAUUGUCCGGCCCCACGGGUGGGAGGGACGAUGGUCGCGAACCGGAACCGGUUCGACAGCUCGUAUGCGAACCAGGCGAUCAUGAUCGGCGGGCGGACGGACAGCAAGAACUGGGACGACCAGGGAGGGGCCAAGGCGGGCGAGGUGGACGUGCUGGACAUCUCGUCGGGCGUGUGGGCCCGGGUGCUGCCGAUGCGGCGCGACAACGCGACGUUCACCCAGAAGGAAGGCCUCCUGGCACUCGCCCUGCCCUCGCGCAUCGGCCCCAGCUCAGCAAGCUCGGACGCCAGCCGCAGCCCCACCGACAUCCUUGUGUACGGCGGCAUCGACACCGCCUCCGGCCAGGCCUCCAACGAGCUCUGGAUCCUCCGUCUCCAUCCCGCCAAGCUCACCGGCAACGGCACCGCCGACGGUGUCACCAUGGCCUACAUGCCUAGCUGCGUCACUCCCACGCCCCAGAACAAGCGCAACACCUCCAAGACCACUGCGGGCGGCGGCGUGCCGGGCAGCGGCUCGGACGCCUCGCCCGGUGGCCUCGAAGCCCCGUCCGGCCAUCUGAUCUUCUCCGCCGUCGCCCUCGCCAUCCUCAUGAUCUCUCUCACCGUCCUCCGCUGCGAAGAGCCAGGCAAGCUGUCGAUCCGCUCCCGCUGGCGCACCCCUCGUCUGUGGCUGCUCAUCGGCGCCUGGCACACCCUGGUCACCAGCUGCGGCCUGCUGGCCCUCGCCGUCGUCGUCGCCCUCUUCGAGACCCGCGUCUCCCUCCCUGCGCUCUCCCUCGCCCGCCGGGGGCUGUUCUCCGGACACACCAGCUACGCCAAGCUCGGCCCAAAAGAAACACUCGCCCGGAGCACCCAUGCCAGACUCGGCCUGGCCAUCGCUAUCGUCGGCUUCGUGCUCGUGCCCGCGCUCUAUCUGCUCAGCUGGCUCGACGAGUCCCUCGAAGCUCGGCGGAAGAAGCACCAACAGUCGUCGGCUGACGCGGGGCCUCGCAAGCUCAAGGCCAAGGGCUCCCCAGGCGGGGCCGGCCUCACCCGACGCGCGUUGGAACGCAUGGUCCUUCUCGGCAGGCAGCCCUUCGGCGCCAAGCAGCCGGCCAACAACUCCUCCAAGGAAGGCUCCUUCGGGACCGAGAAACAGACCGACCUGGCCGACCAACACCACUCCGUCCCAUCCACGCGUCCAUCAUCCAAACGCCCCCCGUUAGCCGGCGCGGGCAGCCACGAGGGCCAUGACUCCACCUCGACCUCGAACACGAGCACCCAGCUGCUCUCCGCGCCUCCUCCUGCGGAAGAAGACGCGCUACAGGAGACUCUUGCGGCGGGUGCGGCGGUGGCCCGGAAGCCAUCGCCGUCGAAGCUCAAGCUCGACCACAAGCCGCCCGAGCGUCCGCUCGUCCGCUCGCCCUUCGCCAAGGUCUUCCACUACAUCCCCGGCCGGAGAGGCAGCGGCUCGGACCCGACCGACGGCCACUCGUCGCCGGCAGCCUCUGUGCCCUCGUCGGCGGCCCCAAGCCCCGGCUUCGAGGUCCUCAAUCGCCGCCCGCCUCCCCGUCGACCCAGGCCCCGGGCAUCACUCGACAUCAUGAGCGACGCCGGCUCGUCGAGCUCGCUCAGCGGCGACAUCCAUGGCCGGCCGUCGUUCUCGAGCUUCCAACACCAACAACAAGUCGCCCAGCAGAUCAUCUCGCAAGGCCAACAGCCGCACCCAGGCUCUGUAGCCGGGGGAGGAGUGGGCAAGCGGAGCACGAUCGGCAGUCGGCUGCACGGCCUCUCGUUCUACGGCGGCUCGCAAGCGGGCACCUCCGUGGCCCAUGCGGGCGGCCCAGUGGCCGGAUACUUCCACCCCUACCCGCACCCCGACUUUGUCCGGGCCGUCGACGAGCCCGACCCGGACCAUCCCGGCUCCCUCGUCCUCUACGACUCCCAUCGCCUCUGGGCUCACUCCGACGACGACCACCUCCAUCCCCCCGAUCUCGCCGCAGACCCCCCCGGCCCCGACGGCCUCCCCAUCAGAGACUCCUACCUCGUCGAUCGCGAGGUCCAGAUCGUCACCACCGCGCCGAAACGCGUCUUGGCCGUCGUCAAUCGUUGA